AUGCCCGGGAAUCUAUAUAAUAACUCCCGUGAACUGGCUCGGAGCGGACUGCACCCCCUCAAUGAUUUCUCCUCGUCGGGUCCUCUCUCGCCUCCGUCCGAAGGCGGCUCGCCAACCCAACCGUUCGCUACAUGGGCCAAACCAUCCCGCCAACAUUUCAACCUCAGUCUGAACAUGUCCUCCAGUCCCUACACCCGUCAGUCCCUGGCGGUGGGCCAUCACUCGCCGCUGGAGCUGGACACCGACCCUUACCUGUCGGCGCAAUCCGAUCCCGAAGAAAGUGACUUCCAUGCCAGCGCUAUUCGACUCACUCCCGUCAAUGGCAGUCCUAAUCACAACUCCCCGCCGCGGGACGAGGCCCGCCGCCCCUCCGUCCAGUCGCAGGUUUAUUUGGCCCCAGGAGGGAAUGAUUAUCCGGACCCCAGUGCGAGCACCUCCUCGACGGACGAGACACACUUCCUCGCCCCAGCGGACGUUAUGGUGAACUAUGAUAGUCUGCAGAACGCAGGGACCUUGUCCUUCGGCGCAGGAGCGGGGCAGCCAAACGCAGCAGCGACUAGCCACGCGCAGUGGCUAUCAUCCAUUCCACUGGAUACGGCCCAGUUCCUGGACCCUGAGCACACUAUGCCCAGCCCAUCAUCUGUGCCGGAGACCGCAACGGCCCAAGGCGCGCCCCUCACACACGGUUCAUUUGCGGCACCGCAACUGUCCGGGCUGAGCUCCAAGCCAGCCCAUGGACCGUCCAGACUGACCGUCUCGACCACUCAGAUCGCGCAGAAUGAAUUGUCCUCUUCGUCCCCAAGAGGCCGAAGCCCCAUUAUCACCAUAUCAAGGACAUCACGAGGGGACUCUCCCAAUGAGCAUGCCCACGAACAACAACCCAGCCGAUCGCUGCUGUCACCCAUCGGGCCGGAGGAAAUGGCUAAUGGGUACGACGAAGAAGACGAUGAUGAGCACCACUCGGUCUCUUCUCUCUCCGUCGUGCCCUCGCACAACGGGACCUGGGUCCGGACCCCCACCGCGGCCCGUCGGGGCCUGGAUCCAUUCGCGCGAGGAAAUGAAUACGUGCCCAGCCCGAAUGAACUCCAGGGCCAGCGGGAACAAGGACAGAAGAACGUUGAAAUUAGCCGCUGGACCAAGACGGUGUCGGCGGCGAACAGUGAGGCCGGCGAUAGUCCUCCUGCCCUGUCCCGCGGACGCAAUCAAGCGCCCAAACGGAUCCGAGCGCUCAGCACGGGAGACCGGCCCCUCCAGCAAGUGGAUUAUUUUAAUUUGAAUGCGAGCGAUCGCUCGGUUCUGGGGCCCGGCCUCAUGUUGCAUGAGAGCAGCGACGAUGGCAUUGUGAGCGAGGAUGACUCGGAUGGCAGCACGGCGCCAGACUCGCUCCCCGCCCUCGCUGAUGAUCGUAGGUUGUAUGAUUACUCCACCCCUGGAGAGUAUACUUCACAGGAGGUCGCCUCGCCGGGGGAAAGCUUUCCUCUCUAUCCGUGGCAGGAUGCGCCGCGCGAUCCAGUGCGCAGGGCAGAGAUGAGGCAGCCCGGGAGCUCCGCGGCUGCAAUGUCAGCAUACGAGAAGCGCGCGAAGGAACAGGAUGCUGCCUCGAUCACGGCGACCAUCGACAAUAACAGCAUCAUCAACUUCAGCGCAACCUUUGAGCGUUCGUUGAGGAUUGACGCGCCGAAGAAACACGCGAGCUGGAGCAGUAGCUUUUUCAAACGAGGGGUCCAGCAGGCGCAGCAGAGAAUCAAACGGCAAGCUUCCGAUCUAUCCCUGUCGAGUGUACCCUCCAACGCCCAACAGGUGGGUGGCCCGGAGGUGCCCCCGCCCCAACCCCAGCGGAAGGAGAGCACCGGCUCGAGCUACCGACAUAGGCUGAGCUUGUCGUCGAAUAAGCAUGUACCGAGGCCGCACAUCCGGUCUCCGAGCUUGACCAACGCGCUCAUGUCCAUGACGGGCCAGAUGGCCGCCGUUGGCGGCAGUCACUCCGUUCAAGUGGUUUCUCCCCACGCAGAAGCUAGCCCCAAGGCCUUUCCAGCGAAAUGGGGCCGCGAUCGAGCGAGGAGUGAGGUGCCACGACCGACCACACCAGGCUUGGUGGAUCUCAUGACCACCCAUGGCGGUCCGCCAGUCGCCAGUCUCUCUCGCUACACUAAAGCAGAGCCGGAUGAGGACGAGCCGCGCACAAGCAUUGCGCCGUCGUUGGAGGUGCAUGUUGCCGAGGAUGAGGAUGACGUGGAGAUGGCUGGUGAUGAGAAGGGACUCGUGAUGGAGUUCCCAGCGAUCUCCCGGCUGCCUGUGCCCACCGUGGAAGGCUUCAAGUCACAAAUCAUGGAGCUGAAUCCGCGACUCAACCCCGCGCUGGUCAACCGCUUCGCGGGCGAGCAAGUGCGGCGCUAUCGCAAGCUCAUCGAGUACCAACAGAAGCACGCCGCGGCCGUCGCUAAGGGCUCGUGCAAAUCAGGCAAGUUCUGCUUCGCACUGGGUGGGCAGGCCGUUUUGCUGCCGCAGCGCAAGACAGCCGCCGACAUGGAGAGUGGCCAGACCCAGUUCCGCGUCACGGACAGCCGCGAUCCGUCAUAUACCCACGGCGAAGGGGCCGUGGCCGCGGCCCAGUUUCCCCCUGGCUUCGAGUGCCCCGUCUGUUUCCAAGUCAAAACGAUUCAGAAACCGUCCGACUGGUCCAAGCACAUUUUCGAGGAUGUGCAGCCCUUCACGUGUACGUUCCCCGGGUGCCCGGACCCGAAAUCCUUCAAGCGCAAGGCGGACUGGGUCCGCCAUGAAAGCGAACGACACCGCCAGCUGGAGUGGUGGCACUGCUCAUUAGCCGACUGCUCGCACAAGUGCUACCGCAAGAAUAACUUCCUCCAGCACCUGGUGCGCGAGCAUAAACUGCCUGAGCCCAAGUCAACUCCCUCGAAGGAGGUGGAUCGGCUGGUCGAGGAUUGCAAACAUCUCACCACGGACACCCCGGCCGAGGAGCCCUGCCGCUUCUGCGGAAAUAAUUGUGGCACCUGGAAGAAGUUAACAGUCCACCUGGGGAAGCACAUGGAGCAGUUGGCCAUGCCCGUUCUGGCACUUGCGAGGCAGAGCUGCGCCUUCCCUGCCCAGGGCCAGCCGGUGGGGAUCGAGGGCAGCGGAUCCGCCGCGGAGUCGCAGCACCCGCACCAGCACCAGCACCCGCACCCCUCCACCUCCUCCGUCUCCUCCUCCUCCGCCGCCUCCCUCGCCGCAGGACCAUUUCACGGCCAGCAGAACGCGCCCGCGACUGGUCCGGCGCCCAGCCAAGCCCAACCCCAAACCUACCUCGAUCUCCCAAGCUUCAAUUUCACCACCAUGACUGACGGCGCACUCUCCAUGGAGCCCGACUCGAUGCUCGAAUCCCAGCCGCCGGGCGAUCCGCAGUUCCCGGGGUACGCUCUGGGCAGUAUCGGCCCUUUCGACCCCCAUGCCCAAGCCCAAGCCCAAGCCACGGCCACGCUCCACCCGCAAGGCCACGCCCACCCGCCCCACCCCCUGCAUCAGGGCUCGGUCUCAUACCCACCGCUCUACACGCGCUCCCCCGACCCAGCCGCUGCGAAUGCGCACUCGUUCUCUGUCACUUCCCACCUGCCACCGCAGGCUCAAGAGCCGGUGCCGACUCAGUGUCAGGCUCCGGGCUCGCUCUACCCCACACCACAGCCGGGUUACUCGGCGUACCAACCCGUGGCGCCGAAUCGUUCGUACCCAUCAGGUCUGUAUCCUUCGAGUUAUUCCUCGCAGAUGGGGUGA
This is a messenger RNA of Penicillium canariense, 3768 nucleotides long. RefSeq names its product putative C2H2 finger domain protein. The coding region runs from base 1 to 3768 and encodes 1255 amino acids. Lineage: Eukaryota; Fungi; Ascomycota; Eurotiomycetes; Eurotiales; Aspergillaceae. The transcript has 2 exons. The record is from RefSeq and is a predicted model, not a curated record.